Molecule: messenger RNA, 717 nt
Organism: Aedes aegypti (yellow fever mosquito)
Lineage: Eukaryota; Metazoa; Arthropoda; Insecta; Diptera; Culicidae
Exons: 1
Coding region: 16-687 (223 amino acids)
Source: RefSeq, a predicted model, not a curated record
CCGGUAUUUAUCAAGAUGAUCACUUCUCAUAUCAGUUCUCAACGGGAUACUCACUGGUUAAGAACGAUGCUUCAAACCAUUAUCACUUUAACAGUUAUUUUAUUGCCAUUUUCUUCCAGCCAUAACAUUCCCCCUUGGAAUGGAUGCUAUGCUGUUGGAUGUUCAACGCAGCAAGGCUGCACGCCGUGGAAUUUCUAUCGGUACCCGUGCUAUCGUACCUGUUACUACAACCGCUACUGUCCACCACCAUCUCCUCCAAGUAAGAAAUGUUACAAAAUAACUCAUGUGGCCACCGGGAAGUCUAUGACGUCCAGUGAAGUGUUCAAUGCCACCACCAAAGCAAAAUAUGCAACAGUUUCGAGCAAUCCACCGGCCAACUUCCUGUGGACCAUGGAACCCUCAUACGGAGGAGUGAAUUACAUACAGAAUGCCAACACGCUGGAAUUCCUGAAGGCAGAUUCCAACGGCACGCGCUUAGCCCUCAAUGAAACUCUCGAUCGUUCUUUCCAAUUUCGUCCGAUCCAAACCAAAGAAGGAGCAUCGAAGUUACAGCUUCAGUCGGUGUUCAACAACGGUUUCCUUUUUGUCCAAACACUGGGACAAGGAGGAAGCACUGUCCAAAUCACAACCGACCCAUUCACUAACUAUUACCAAACCAUCUGGUGUAUAACAGAACUUUAUUGCUGAAAUAGACUUACGUUAUUAUAUCAAUCACAA